Molecule: messenger RNA, 1345 nt
Organism: Branchiostoma floridae (Florida lancelet)
Lineage: Eukaryota; Metazoa; Chordata; Leptocardii; Amphioxiformes; Branchiostomatidae
Product: F-box/LRR-repeat protein 2-like
Exons: 12
Coding region: 41-1345 (434 amino acids)
Molecular function (GO): protein binding
Source: RefSeq, a predicted model, not a curated record
UCUAUCACAUACAUGGCUGUCAGAGGUUACAGAUGCAGGAAUGUUGGCCUUGCUGCAGCACCAGGAUGAGUUGGAGGCCCUGGAGCUGAGGAAACUGCCUCACCUGGUUACAGACUGGGCACAUGCUGUCUUGUCACCUGUGCUACAACACCUGGAUCUCAGGGGCUGCACUAAUGUAGAUGCUCCUGCUGUGUGUGAAGUGGUGUUCUCCAACCCAACCAUCAGUACCAUGAUCCUGGCACACUGUCAUCGGCUAGGGGAGAACAUCAACACUGUGGUGCAGCGGAUAGCAGAGUCUCUCAAUACUACCCUGGAACACCUGGAUGUUGCAGGAGAUCACUGUCUGUCAGAUGCUAGCCUGACUGCCAUAAGUACCCACUGUUCAAACCUAAAAAGUCUGAACCUCCAUGGUUGCAGGAGAGUGACAGCAGAAGCUCUACAAGAGCUGCUGGUCUCCUGUCUGCAUCUCCAGAAGCUGGACCUGUCCUACUGCUACCAGGUGACCAGUCAGACGGCUCCACACAUCCUGUUCCAUCUGCCUGAGAGACUACAAUUCCUGUCCCUGUGUGGUGUCCAGCUGCCCUACCCACAGACACUGGAAGGACUGACCAAGCUGAGGAGACUGGAGGAGCUGGUGUUGUGUGGGAUCUCCAACCUCACAGUGGAGGUUAUGGACAUGCUUCUGCCCAAGAUUGGAGGCAGUCUGAUGCACCUGGACCUGAGUGGCUGUACUGCAGUGGACGAUGUUCUGCUGAGAUCUGUGUCUGCCCACUGUGUCAACCUACAGAGACUAGUGCUCUCCUUCUGUACACAGGUCACAGGUGUUACCCUACUGCCCAUGUUUGAAGACCCAGAGAGAGCACAGAACAUCACAUGUCUCAUCUUCACUGCAUGCGUAUCUAUGUCUAUGGAAGUACUGCAGGUGAUAGCAUCCACAUGUACCAACCUGGAGAGGUUUCAUGUUGCUGGGCUUACUGAAGUCAAGGAUGACCUUCUCCUGACCUUGGCAAGAAAUUGCUCCAAGCUCAUGAAUGUGACUUUUAAAACCUGUAAUCAGCUGACGGAUGCAUCUGUGUGUGAGCUGUCCCGUUGCUGCCCGCUGCGCGAGGUUGUCCUGUCGGGGGUGCGGAGGUUGACCGACAGGAGUAUCCUGAGCCUGGCUAACAGCUGUCAGCACCUGGACUGUGUGUACGUGUCCGGCUGCACACAGGUGACCAGCGCAGAUUGCUGUGUGAAGAGAGUCCACAUUGAACACAAGACCCCCAACAUGGAUCCCAACCAGCUCAUGGCUAAGAACCUGGACACUGGGGAGUAUCUCCGGGUGGACCAAAUGGCUGUGAGCUGA